GGCUCCCUCUCUCACUCUAGCUCUUCUUCUCUUCCCCUCACUCUCACCACCGCCCACCCCUCUCUCUCCCACGUGCAGCCAUCUCCCCUUCCUCUUCCGGCGAAAUCAUCGCCGGAAUUUAUUCUCUUGGAUGCUCGCCUCCCUUCGUCGCCCAGCCCCUGCCGACAUUACUUUCCUACUUUACUCACAGACUCUUGUGUUGUUUACAGAGAAAAGGCUUCGCCAUCAAUGACUUCUUCGAGCCUUAUUGAUCAACAAGUGGAAGCUGCAGCUUUGAAAGUGGGUGUGAGGGAUCGAUUAAGUGCGUUACCUGACUCCUUAAUUCUUGAGAUUCUCUCACUAUUGGAAACGCGGUAUGCUGUUAGAACAACAUUUCUCUCCAAACGUUGGAGAGAUCUUUGGACCACCGUGCCCCGCCUGAAAUUCGUACAUGAAAAUCCACAUUUUAUUUAUCGAGUUCUUGUGAGAUGGAGAGGUGCAAAGAUUGUGGGCUUCUACCUUCAGUUGUCCUAUGAGGAGUUUUGUUUUAGUGAUGUUGAUUCGUGGCUGCUUUUUACGGUCGAAAAACAAGUGGAAGAGCUACAUAUUAUAGUUCUUUCAUUUGACCGUACCCCAUACUACUGCCCACCUCAGCGUUUGUAUUCAUGCUCCUCCAUAACAGAAUUACACCUUGGUUGUUAUUGUUCGUUAGAGAUUGGGGGCAGUGUGCAGUGGAAUCGACUCAAGAGUUUAUGUAUUAAAGUCCCAAAUUCCUCGUGCGAUGAUGCCGUGAACAAACUUCUAUUAGGGGCCCCUUGCUUGGAAGAGAUGACAUUGUCUGUGAUAGUUAAAAGUGAUGAAAACUUCAGUAUCCGAUCUAUUAGUUUGAAGAAGCUCAAAAUUGAUGGUCCUGUUGAUGUAAAGGCAAUCCUGAGUAUUUGGGCUCCUAAUCUUUUGACUCUAGUGAUUGGAGAAUAUGUUGUUGCUGGUGGUGGCUGUUUAUUUUAUGUCCCAUCUUUGACUAAAGCUUUUCUUACUUAUAAAUCUGAUUAUCCGACUAAUCAAGUGUCCUAUCAGACUCUUCGAAGCAUCUUCCGUCCGCUUCAUGACGAUCUUGAAGUGUACUAUCAGAUUCUUCGAAGCAUCUGCCAUGUUAAGGAGGUCACGUUUAGGAAUUGUCACAUUGAGUCACUUCUCGACAUGAAGAAGAAAUAUAUGGUUCUCCAAUUUCCGAAUGUUGAGUUUCUAAUGCAAGAGUGGGACAUGAGCGUAUAUUGUCUUCUUGAUCUUCUUGGUCUUCUUGAGAUGUUUCCUCAGCUCAAGACAUUCGUUUUUCGUCUAGACAAGGCUUUGCAUAAUUUAAAACCCAUCUUUAGGAAGGCAACGACAUUCCCUCGUGCCUUUCUGUUCCACCUAAAUACAGUUGAGAUCACUUGGUUUGCAGAAGAUCCCUCAAUAUUUGAAUCUAUAGAAUAUCUCUUGCGAAAGGCUCCCUUUCUCCACAAGAUGGUGUUGCAUCUUGUAUAUUAUAGAGAUAAUCAUGAGCUGUUUCUAAUGGCUGAAGAGAAGGUGCGAAGUUUGCCAAGAUGCUCCCCAACUGUAGAGCUCAUUAUAAUCGAACAUGUGGCCCUUAAACCAUAGAGGUUUCUUGAUUAGAUGUGUUAUGUAUGUUUAUGUUUAGAAGAAGCGUCACUGCUGAGAUGUUGUGAGCACAAUUAGUUUUCAA
Messenger RNA from Salvia miltiorrhiza (redroot sage), 1705 nucleotides. RefSeq names its product F-box protein At5g03100-like. NCBI's taxonomy places the organism in Eukaryota, Viridiplantae, Streptophyta, Magnoliopsida, Lamiales, Lamiaceae. The transcript has 4 exons. The record is from RefSeq and is a predicted model, not a curated record. Gene Ontology annotation, molecular function: protein binding. The coding region runs from base 229 to 1620 and encodes 463 amino acids.